UACCACUAGAGUGUGUGUAAGAGAGCGAUGGCAGAGGUGGAAGAUCGAAUUGUGAUCUCAAAGAGAAAGGGAGAUGGAGAGGAUGGCGGCCAAGAGAAAAGGCUGAGAGUGGAAACUCAAGCCGCGCUAGCCAUCGUUGAAAAGCAAAACAUUGCGCGUUCCUCGACGCUUCUCGCACCGACAAUGCUCCUCACCGGGCACCAAGCGGCGGUCUACACCCUGAAGUUCGACCCCACGGGACUGCAACUCGCCAGUGCUGGCGCGGACAGGGCGAUCUUCUUGUGGGAUACCAGAGGAGAGUGUGCAAAUUACAACGUGCUCAGAGGGCAUAAGAAUGCAAUUCUCGACCUGCACUGGUCACCGAACUCUCCCACCAUCAUCACGGCCUCAGCGGACAAGACGCUUGGAUACUGGGAUGCAAAUGCUGGCAAGCGCAAGAAAACGUUCAAGGGGCACUCGGGAGUAGUUAACAGCUGUUCCAUUUCUCGUACGGGGAAUCUCAUGGCGUCUGCCUCCGACGACGGCUUCGUCAAGCUCUGGGACCCGAGGGUGAGGCGAUCGGUGGCGGAGUUCAUGAACCAGUACCAGGUAACGGCGGUGUGCUUGUCGAGGGACGACCAGCAGGUCAUGAGCGGAGGCAUCGACAACGAGAUCAAGGUUUUCGAUGUACGAAAACUGGACAUCGCCUACACCAUGACCGGACACACCGACACGGUUACCGGUCUCGCGCUUAGCCCGGAUGGGAAUCAUCUUUUGUCCAACUCCAUGGACAACAGCGUCAUCAUGUGGGACGUCCGGCCAUUUGCCAACCAGAACCGCCUAGAGAAGACAUUUCACGGCAUCAAGCACGGGGGGGAAAAGAACCUGCUCAAGUGCGCAUGGUCACCGGACGGGGAGAUGGUUUCGGCUGGGUCUUCAGACCAGGCGGUGCAUAUCUGGGAUGAGCCAUCGACACAGGAGCUCUACUUCUUGCCGGGCCACACGGGUUCGGUGAAUGAGAUGACCUUCCACCCAACGGAGAGCAUCAUUGGCUCCUGCGGCUCGGACAAGAAUAUUUAUCUCGGUGAAAUCGGAGCUUGAUGCAAGCAUGUUCUCGGCUUUGGGAGAUAAAACUUGGUAGAAAUUCUGUAGCGAUGAUGGGGUCAGGGACUGUUUGCGCCAACGGGAUGUGGUGUCAGUGGUAGAGACACAUUCCGUGUUUCUGUCGAAAUUUAAGCCAUUUGUAGUUAAUCUGUACAAUUGUAUGGAUGUGAGGACGAGAACGUUUUAAAGGUUCUCAUAUUCCGAUUUUGACACGUUGGGCUCAUUAGCCUAUCCGUAGUUUGGCUGCAGAAUCGAAGAACAGAGUGCAAGCGUCGGACUCUCCCGCUCUACAGCACCAAGCUUGCUCAAAACACGUUUGCCAAACAAAUGCUGACGGGUCCACGCACUCGGUCGACAUUGCG
Molecule: messenger RNA, 1445 nt
Organism: Ectocarpus siliculosus
Lineage: Eukaryota; Phaeophyceae; Ectocarpales; Ectocarpaceae
Source: the annotation of a GenBank genome assembly